Molecule: messenger RNA, 1128 nt
Organism: Desarmillaria tabescens
Lineage: Eukaryota; Fungi; Basidiomycota; Agaricomycetes; Agaricales; Physalacriaceae
Product: acyl-CoA N-acyltransferase
Exons: 2
Coding region: 427-1128 (233 amino acids)
Molecular function (GO): protein-N-terminal-alanine acetyltransferase activity; protein N-terminal-serine acetyltransferase activity
Source: RefSeq, a predicted model, not a curated record
AUAUCCAGGAUCGAACUGGGUCUUUGUCUGUUGCUCUCCCGAGUGAGCUAUGCGCCCUCCCUUCUCCCGAUGUCGAGCGCCUUGAAUGAGUGGAGUUGUCGAGGUUUAAUGUUGGUCCGAUCUACAGGAAAAAGACGCAUCUUCUUCAGCGCGAGUAGUAAGUAUAAGUUCCUAGGUCUCCUGUUCGCAUACCAGAAAAUACCGUGCAUACACGUGCAUUGCAAGUCCCAUGCAAGGAUGAAACACUUGGGGAACUUGGGAAACCACGUAUCACUCGUCCAUUGAUUCCAUAAGGAAAUUGAUAUCCCAGGGAGCGAACCGCGGGCUAUGCAACCCUCUCGAAACGUGGCGUAUUAUACCAAAAUAACUGCCGUAACUAACGAGUCAUAAACUGUCCACUUCCCCUCUUGCGCAUCACGUCAAGAGAUGGCUCCAGCGAAUAAGUUCUGCUUCCCCAUCCCGGCAGUAUUGGAGAGCGAGCGCGUCAAAUUGGUGCGUUGUGUCAAGCUUGCUGUUCACACGAAGCUAUUCAUCACAGCCUACUCUGAUGUCAGCCUCUACGAUUUCAUCCCCCUGGGUCCAUACAAGGAUAAAGAAGAGUUUAUCGCCUCUUUAGGUGAGAUGGUGGAAGGUAAUGAUGGGAUGACUAUGUUUGCGGUGUAUGACAAGACCAGAACCAAGGAGGAAGAGGGGUAUGCAGGACUCGUUGGCUACGUGGACUCGUCAGCCCAAGAUCUAGUUACAGAAAUCUUCGUGAUCAUCGCUCCGGCAUUCCAUAGGACGCACGUAACGUCCAACGCUAUCGGGAUCCUCUUGAAAUACGCCCUUGAUCUGCCCGGUGGUGGCCUUGGCUUGCGGAGAGUGGUUUGGCAGGCCAGUGUGGCCAAUACCGCUAGUAUCAGGACGGCGGAGAGGAUGGGGUUCCGGCGGGAGGGAGUUCUGAGGUGGCAUAGAGCGUGGCCUGAGGCCAAGUCCCGCGGUGCGAAUGGAAUUCGUGUGAGAAAGGGAGAUCCUAGGGAGGAAGCGUUUCCGUUGGGACGGGAUACGGUGGUUUUGAGUAUUUGUUGGGAUGAUUGGGAAGGUGGGGUGCGAGCACAUGUUGAGGCGACGAUGGCGCGAACAGAAUAA